UUAUCCUACGCAUUUAUUCAACAACCUUGUAAAUAUAAUUAUUAAAAAACCAGAACAAAGAAGCCAAGCUAAAUUGCGACACUCUCUGCCACUGGUUGACUUUUACCUUUACCUGCUGUGGUUUCCCUCGCAGGAACUACCAAAACAGGCAAAAUGAGCCAUCGUACAUUUAACGUGGGUUUUUAAAUGCAAUCAAUUUUGCACCCAACUAGUGUAGAAAAGGCAGUUGUGCGUUAAGAAAGCGGUUUUCUUUUGUAAAAUCGAGUCCCAUAGGACAGACGUCGUGACCUGAAAUGUUGUUGUAAACGUCGGGAAAUCGGGGCAACGUUGGAAAAUCGAUAAAGUGAAGUGAAAAGUAAGUUUUCCACACACAGACACGCUGUGUGUUUUGGGUUUCAAACCAUGGACCAUUUCAAUGGUAGUUUACGAUAAAUAAAUUCAAAAGUUUGAUUUAAAGUGCAAGAAAUAAAAUGAGGUGGCUUUGGGAAAAUAAACACAACUACAAAAUGUCUGGAGCCGUCUACCAACCAACAACAGUGCAAUACGAGUCGAAUGGACCGCCGGAUCGCUGGCAAGACAGGCCGAUAUCGUAUUUAGGCUCGAUUUCGCAAACAGCUCGCCGGCCCUGUAUGUCUUGUAUGCCGUCUCGGAACGUUUUACCAUUGGUUUUGAUUACUUCUUGCGUUGCUUGCUUUUCACUUGGAUUGGUGAUGCUUAUAAACGGAGCUCUGGGCUAUUCGGAAACCACUGACCAAAAAGCCGACAUCUACUUAAUUGUAACAAUUUUCGGUGCAUUAUUCUUCGCAUUGUCAAUUCUUCUUUUCAUGUUCUUUAUGAGAAUAACCAGAAGAAUGUGUUGGCGCAACGUCAAAGACCACAUGGGCACAUCCAGCGGACAAAACUUAACAAUCAAUCCUUCGACGGAUUUAUUGGUCACGGCACAAUACGCUCCAGUGUCUGAGGUGGUUUACGAACCCAAUAAAAUUGAAGAUUCGGAACAGUGCAAGUUGAUGCCUCAAGAUCAUAAGGGAAUAAGUAAUGAAGAUGCUGAUAGGAUGGUUGAAAAUGAUCCCAGGAUUGUGCUGUGUCCGUUAAAUGCUGUGGCUAAUGAGGAAAUUUAAAAAAAUAAUAAUCACAUAGGUAGCUAUUGUUUUUAGUACUUAUUGGUAAGUAUCUUCAAAAAUACAAUACGUUUGUGACUUUGGAUCUCAAGGCUGUAACGUAUUACUUAAGUAGCAGCUAUUAGUUUUUUUUCUACAAACUUUGCUAUGUCCAUUGCGCUAUUUUAUUGUCAAUUUUAAAUGUUCUUGUGCAAAAAAAUGUAGAUAGAAGGAUUUACCUAUCACAUCUAAGAUUUUAUUGUAAAUUCAAAACUCAUCCUAUAUAUUCUACAAUAUUUAAUAAUGUAGAUUUCCAUCUAUUUUUCAUACAUAUAAUGUCUUUAGAAUAGAUUAUAAUUAAAGUACUAGAUAGCUCUAUGAAAAUCGGAAAAAUAAUUAGUUGCUACAACAAAACCAUUUUCGAAUUCAUAGACAAGAGCUAUCUAGGGCUUUUAAUAAAAUAUAGAGGCCAGACAUCAUCAAGUUACCUUUAUCUUGUGGCCAAAAGCUGUUUUAAUCAAAAAUUAUCAUCUAUAAGUAUGACUAAGCUAGAGAAUAUUCUUCAAUUAUUGUUUAUUUUUAAUUAUAAUUGCUUGUAGCUUUAAUCAAAUCGAAUACAUUCCAAGAAAACUUAUUUUAGACUAAGUAGAGUUGAGGCACAAAAAUGUAUUAUUAAUUAUUAGAAUCUCAACCAGCUAUUUUCUAAUGAUUUUUGUUCCUGGUUAAUUUAUAUACCUUAUUUUUUUUUAUUGGCUCAGUUGCCUGCUGUUGUGAGAAACGAGAUUACUUAUUUAAUUUUAUUAAUAUUUUUGUGUACGAAAUAAAUAAAAUUUAAUUUGUUUAAUUUUGUCUACGAAAUGAAACCCAGAAUUUUUAGUCCCAACAAUUUAUUAAAAACAUUCAUUUGAUCUUCCAGCCAAAUAUACAUAUUAUUGGCAAGCAAAAACUUAUAAGACUAUAAUUUUUUACUUGGCAAUAGUAUUCAUGGAAAAAAAAAAUACUCAAUACAUAAUUAAAUUCAGUCACAUUCACAUAAUAAGAAAUAAGAACAAUCAGCAAUUAUCUCUGGUUGCUUUAUAUCCUAUCGUAAGUUUCAGCAGUUGAAGUAGAACUCGGGCGACAGCCGCUCAAAACAUAUAUUAGCCCGUCCUAAAAUACAAAACAUUAAAUACAAACAAAUAAUUUAAAAGUGAUUCUUACUUUCAUAAGGCCAGGUAAGGACAUCCAAAAAUCAAAAUUUGGUAUCACUUCGAUUCCUCUAGCUCCUCGUACGAAGUACAUCAAAAGGCCUCCGCCGAAGAAAUAAAUAAUCGCAGUUACGAAGAAUAUUAUACAAAAUAUUGUUCCGGAACUGUAUUCAUGGUGGGCGAUGUGUUGUAGGCAAACUAAAGGUGAAUACAAUACCAAU
Molecule: messenger RNA, 2508 nt
Organism: Ceutorhynchus assimilis (cabbage seed weevil)
Lineage: Eukaryota; Metazoa; Arthropoda; Insecta; Coleoptera; Curculionidae
Source: the annotation of a GenBank genome assembly